CGCGUGCGCGCUCAUUAGUGACGCACGGUUUCUGUUGUUACCGGCGCAUAUGAGAGUGUCGUAAACAUGUCGAAGUCGGUGCAGUGUAAUUCGUGCCGAAUAGUGAUAAACGAAAUGUUGUGUUAUAUACAGAACAAACUGUCUGUAAUGGGCGAGGAAUCAAUUGUGCGGUUGUGUACAUCGGCGUUUACCAGUGAUGAAAUUCAAACGUCAAAAUCGUUACUGUUCGAAUCGCUGCCUACAAAUAAGCGAAAAAUACAGCGAAAAGGCGAUGGCAAAGGUCAACGGGACAUUAACGACAUUGUACAAUUAAUGAAGACUACAGAUCCUGAUAUGAUACCUAUAUUUGUGGCAAGAGAAUUGGAAAAAUUGCCGCCAGUGACCUUUGACCAUUUGGAUUGUACGAAACUACUAAAAGAUUUGGUGCGGCUUCAAGCUGAUAUUGACACGGUCAAAUCGAACUACGCCACACUAAACGAUCUUGAGGUAUUAAAGAGUGAAUUGUUACCAAUGAAUAGAGGAUCUCCUCCGGCGCGUCUGUCCGUAUGUAAGGUAAACAAUAGGCGCGGAGCCUGGUGUAUGGAUAGCGGCCCAGUCGGAUUAUCUCAUAGUUCUCAUAUUCAGGAAACGAGUGAGAGGGUUAGUGAAACACCAGUAAAAGAGCAUACCCUGUUUCCUUUUCAAUCCGACGAAAAUCAGAAAGGUACAUCUAUCGAAUUAGCGAGUGAUCAAUCUACCUCACAAUGCGUAGCGGGCGAUAAAACUACCGCGUUACCUAUGCCGGCCGGCGCGGGCGCGUUGAGCGAUAUGAGUCAUUCGGGCGAACAGCUGUUUGAACUUGAACCCGCUAGUACAUCGAUGGGUAAAAUAAGUAGCGAAUGCCUUGGUGCUGACAGACAGUGCGCCUUGCAACUUACGGAACAAAAUAGACAAAAUGAUAUUAAGAUGGACGAUGACGGUUUUGAAACGGUAACGUAUAAGAAGAAGAAAUCUAACUAUCGCUAUAGAGGUCAAUUAGGCGUGGCAAACGACUCUAAUACGAAAUUUAAGGCUGCGGAUCGUAAGACUCCGGUUUUUAUAUCUAAUGUGCAUAAAGACACACAGGAAAAAGACAUUAUCGAAUACAUUAUGGACAAAACGAAGGAAAAGGUAUUUUUAGAGAAGAUCGACAUAAAAAGAGAUACAGGUCACAAAGCUUACAAGUUUUUUGUUAGUCCGAAUAAAUUAUCUCUAUUCCUGGAUAAAAAUAUAUGGCCGCAAGGUAUUAUUUUUCGUAAGUUCGUGCAUUUUCAUUAUAAACACGCGAUCGGAACAAGAACUGAGAACGGCAAGCAUGAUAAUAGGCUCCCUUUGGUGUAG
This is a messenger RNA of Cydia splendana, 1359 nucleotides long. RefSeq lists its product as uncharacterized. The transcript is spliced from 2 exons. NCBI's taxonomy places the organism in Eukaryota, Metazoa, Arthropoda, Insecta, Lepidoptera, Tortricidae. The coding region runs from base 67 to 1359 and encodes 430 amino acids. The record is from RefSeq and is a predicted model, not a curated record.